Molecule: messenger RNA, 2571 nt
Organism: Nakaseomyces glabratus
Lineage: Eukaryota; Fungi; Ascomycota; Saccharomycetes; Saccharomycetales; Saccharomycetaceae
Source: RefSeq, a predicted model, not a curated record
AUGGAUUCCGAGCAAGGUCCUUAUAAUGCCUGUAGAUAUGAACACCCGGAGGAGUUAGAGGCGAGCCAGGAAAAUAGCGACAACAGGAUAGAUUUGAAAGUGGUGACGGGACCAUCGCCGACAUCUAUGCCGUCAUCUGGUAUCACCACCGCCCACAGCAACACUUCCAAUGACAAGAGUAUUCAAAGCGACGUACCGAACACCGACAAAAUCCUGGUAAUGGAUUCGCCUCAACCACAGUUACUGCCGAUGUCACCAAGCAUAAGUGUCAGAUCAGAACAAGCGUCGGCAAAUAAUAUAUCAACCUCGGGUAUCAGGCCUCAAACCCUCAUAGUAGACAAUAAGAGACUGUCGAGUCCCAUGCCGUCACCUUCUCUUGGUCCAAGCCAAAGCGCUAUCACUAACAACUCGGACGAAAACUCGCUACUUAUGGCAAGUAAGAACGACGAAAAUCCAAUAACAAGUUCUGAGAUAUUUGGUAUGAUAGACCCUCUUCCGGCGGUAGAGAAAUCUGGUGCACGACAGAGCAGUAGCCACAGUCACGAUAUAACCACGAAUCACAACUGGUCCUACGAUUGGAAUAAGCUGCCUGCUCUUGGUACAUCUAUAUUGAAAAAGGGCCCCAACUACAACCAGGUUUUAGUACAUAAAGACGGAAAGAAAAAGGAACUCCAUUAUGAUCCUUCAUACAAUCAACAUUUACCGGAAAUGCACAUAUUUUUGAACUUUAACUCUGACACAUCACAAGGUGAUGCCUUAACAUAUGCCCGAGAAAGGUUGACAGAAUACGUUAGAUUUGUUUCAGAUUAUUUGAAAGUACGAAAAUAUGCCUUUGAGUGUUACCCAUUUAAUAUUCAGCUAGCAUCAACCAUUGAAACUGAGCUCAGAGAGUACGUGUCCUACAAUGCCACACAUAUUUAUAACGAGAUGGGGAUGGUUAUCCAAAUGUGGUACUAUCAAGCUCAAAAGCUACUUCUUCAGUCAAACUCACUACUAUUUUCCACUGAGGUAGUACAACACUUAUUAAAGACUAAGACAUCUUCCAGAAAACAUCAGCAACAAAUCAAUAACCAGCUAGCAAAGGAUGAAAGUUCUUCAGUACUCUCAGCUAAACCAGACUCUUUUGCCCACCACAGAACGGGCAGUAAAAAAACACAUCACAAACUGUGCACAGAUAUUGAUAUUUUAGUAAUACGACCUCAGUUAAUUGUUCAAAUUGGAUGGCAACUGGCUUGCGAUGAACCUAGUUUGAACAUUGGUGAUUUUCCUUUGGACCUUUCACCCUGGUUACACGACGAGGAAGACAGAAAGAUUAUUAGUCAAACUGCAUCUUCCGUGCCGAAAGAAAGUUGUUACAAACUGGUAUCCGAUGAAAGCGAAUUGGAAGUAUUAAACGAUGAGAACGCGCACAGUGUGCUGGUUGACUGCAUGGAUAGAAGCUAUACCUUAUUACAAGAACAAGAUAAAUUCGAGGUUGAUACCAACGAUAAAGAUUCAGGACUGUUUAACGUAGAAGGUGAAAAGCAACACGAUGAAUUACCCAAACUUAAGAAAUCAACGACCAAAACUAACAAAAAGUCCGGAUUUGUUAACUUUUUCAAACGGAAGCAUACACACGAAGACUCAACCGAUAACCUCACUAGCCCCACAAUAGCCACGAACAAGCCUGAUCAUGCAAAAGCUAAGCUCAAGGAUUUAUCCUUAGGGGAACCAAUGGUAAACUUACCAAGCAAUUUAGCAUCACCAUCCUUAUCGAUUGCUCCUAAGUCAAAUAAGGACAACGUUAAUAGUCUUCUAAACUCAACCACUUGGUUAGUUGAUUACUACUCUAAUUUAAUGAAUAAUUAUAAGAAAGUCACGCUUCCGACACAAUUCAUAAUCCCAGAUGAAAUCCAAGAAUCUGUCAAUACAACUAAUUCAAGCGAGAGACCAAAAUCUCUACAAAGAAAGCCAAGUAAUGCACUCCUAUAUGGUAAGGAGUACCUUCAACUUCGUCUACCCUUCAAGGAUAACUCUUUGCCUGCUAUUUAUUGCCCAUGGGUAUGGAGUGAAUUACCACACAGUAAAUGGAAAGCUUUAUUGCGAGAGAUGUACAGGACUGUCACACCGGGCGGCUAUGUUAUGGCUGUCGCUGCUGAUAUUAGUAUGUCGAACACAUUCUCUGUCAAUGAUCCUGAGUUAAAUGAAUCAACAUUCAAGACUACUAUUGAGAGGGACAAAACGUAUGAUGCAGUAUCUCUCGAAGCCAUUAAUAGAGGUUUACAUAUUCACACUACAAAGCACCUAUUUAAGGCAUUUAAGGAGUCUGGAUUUAUCAACAUUAAAUCAUCUAUCCUAUCUCUAAAAACGGGUGACUUAGAUACUCAAAUGGGCUUCCUCAAUGAAUUUUUGGCAAUUGUACAUUGGGAUCACAUGAUGAGAAAAGUCUUUCCAGAUGCAAGUAAUCCACCGAAAGAUACUGAUCCUACAACAUUACCAAUGAGAUAUUUUGAAGAACAUUUAGGUAAAGUAGAUGAUAACGCAGGAUGUUAUAGAAUGCUUUUCCUUGUUGCCCGGAAGCCAAAGAAAUAA